This is a messenger RNA of Symbiodinium sp. CCMP2592, 2052 nucleotides long. The record is from the annotation of a GenBank genome assembly. NCBI's taxonomy places the organism in Eukaryota, Dinophyceae, Suessiales, Symbiodiniaceae.
AUGGCGUGGCUACUCUUCGCCCUCUCUCUGGGGCAGCUUGCCGAAGGCACUCGAAAUGGCCCCUCGCUACAUGCCAACUCCUUCUUGCAGAUGUUGGAGCCCGCGAUGAUGCAUGACGAAGAUCACCGGGCUCCCUUUCAGCGGAGGCCCGAGACAUUGAGACCGUCUUCGGAGCUCGAAGUGGCAGAGACGGAAGAUCUGACUGGAGGUCGGUACGAUGACGAGAUCUGCGACAUGUGCAUGUGGGCGGUGGAGCACAUCGUCUCGAAGUGCUGUGUUUCCGGGAAUUUAAUGCACGAGAUCUCCUGCGAUCCACAUCUGCCCUCCUGCGAGAACAAUGUGACUUACUCCCUGAUGCGACGGAUCGCGCAUGCUCAGGCCGUCAAAAGCAAGUCCUGCUGGAAAAGCUCAUUCACAUGCAGCAGUUCGAAGCACGAGAUGUUCGAUCGCGUCUGGAGCGAUCUCACCGGCCUCGGGAACAUCCUGCGGCUCUGGCAGAAGGUGCGCCCCUUGAAGCCGACAUCGGCUCUCGCCGCCUUCGAGGUGUGCAAGAUGGGUGUUACCGAGACCUACGAUUGCGUCGGCGACGUCGAUUCCGGGCAUAUCCACCGGGGGAAGACCCAAUUGCGUGAUCUGCCAAAUAGCGACGUGAAGAUCCAAGAUCACAGGAAGCACACCUGCAAGAGUGUGGGGCUCUCAACGGAGGACCACUGGGGAGGGUGCUCGUACGAGGACAAGCGGUGCCUCAAAACCGCGAAAACCUGGAAGACCAUGAAGAUGUGUGCCUAUGCGUCCCAGAAGCCGAAAGGCGAAAAGAUUGACCUCACCAUGAUAUCCGAUGAUGAGCUCGAUUCUUUCGAUGAGGAGGAGGAAGAGGACUCGGAACCUGAUCCGUUCCAGGAUAUCCCUUCCGUUCAAGGCGAGCAGGACGAAGUUGUGUUCGAGGCCGAUGACGACCUGGGCUUCCCGGAGCUAGAGAUCCGUUGGAAUCCGGAGCUGAACAGCUGGACGGCGGCCGACGGGAAGUUCGACAAGACGAACCAGGAGUGCCUUCGCAAGCUGGGGGAGGAGUCGAAUCUCACCCAGUUCCUGGGCGAUGGAACAAGCCAGAAGAUGGUGAAGGACAUGUGCAUCUUCCUCUACGAGGUUGGUGACGAGCCGGGUGCAGCGGGCACAUGGUACCUGGAGAACGUCCCCACGGAAGUUCGCGGCCUGCUGAAGACCGCCUAUGGCGGCGGCUCCUUCACUGGCUUUCUAUUCCGCACGCUGCUGACAGUGGAGGACAAUCUCCAAAACGUUGGUUUCGGCUCGGGGCUGGUGAAGAAAGCCAACAAGGUCACCAGCAAAUAUGACCAGAAGGGUGUCAUGGCAUACGAGACGAAGGAUCUGGAGAAGAAGCUCCACUACAUUCGCCACUUUGUGGAGACCUACAAGGUAGACCUGGAAAGUGUGGAAGGCUUGCAAGGGUGCGGCAGCGAGGAUGCCUGCAUCGCAAAGGCCGGCGAGAUCUUUCCGACCUACAACCAUUUCUUCUAUCGGAAGCUCGCUCUGGGCAGUCGGAAGAUGCUCUGCUACAGCCAGGACGCAGGUGAGUGCCAGGAGAUCGACGAGAACGCCCGCGCGACGAAGAGCUUGGUUUCUCCGGCAGACGGACGUGUCAUCGUUUUCCCAGACUUCAUCCCCGAAAAGACAGGCUUCUGGGUCAAGGGCGAGCAGUUCCUGCUGCAGAGUUUGGUCAGCUUCAAGCGCGAUAGCGACUACAGGUACUACGAUCACGGGGUCGCCUUCAUCGUGCGUUUGGCGCCUCAGGACUACCACCGCUUCCACUUCCCGGUAGAUGGGGUUGUCAAAAGCUUCGAGAACUACCCGGGCAACUACUACUCGGUCAACCCCAUCGCAGUGCAAUCGACGGACCCUGUCUUCACGACCAACAAGCGUAUGCACGUGACACUGGACACCGGCGAGGACAACCUCGGCUGCGUCACCUACGUCUCCGUGGGAGCCACGAAUGUGGGCUCCGUGAUGCACACCUCCUACGUUGGGCAGGACUGA